UAGCUUAGCUUAGCUACGUUAGCUUAGCUUAGCUACGUUAGCUUAGCUAAGUUAGCUGCUACCGCGGCUAGCAACAGCAACUCAGCCCCCAGCUCGAGUUCCUGUGACUCAACUUCGGUGAACCGGGGCGAUGUGUGUGCCAUGCGUCUGCUGAACCGGUCGAUGGCUUCGCCGCAGCAUAGAGACGACUAGACCCACCACCACCUCCUCCUCCUCCACCCCCUGGAAGUUGUUUGCGACUGCGGCCCGCACGAUGUCCGGCUCCCCGGGCACAGGUGGCUCGAACCCCAGGAAGUUCAGCGAGAAGAUCGCGCUGCACAACCAGAAGCAGGCGGAGGAGACGCGGGCCUUCGAGCAGCUGAUGACGGACCUCACCGUCUCCAGGGUGCAGUUUCAGAAGAUCCAGCAGCUCCGUUUGUCUCAGCCACGGGUGCAGUACUACGGAGGCUCCCUGCCCAACGUCAAUCAGAUCGGCAACGUCAGCAAUGAGUUUCAGGGCGGCUUCCCUUCGGGCUUGGACUCAGUUAGAGGGACCCGCCACCAUGGGCUGGUCGAGAGGGUCCACAGGGACCGCAACCGGAUCAACUCUCCCCACCGCCGACCCAUCGACAAGCACGGGCGGCAGAUGGAGAGCUCUCCGUACGGCGCCGUGUACCUGUCCCCGCCGCCGGACAACAACUGGAGAAGGGAACAGCAGCCAUGGACUGAGGAAAAACGGCCUGGGUUUAGAUUAAUAUCACAACUCAACAGAACCAACUCGGACUCUGCUCUGCACACGAGCGCGAUGAACCCCAACCCUCAGGACCCCUUCGGCAUGAACCAGCAGAUGGGUCGGGGGCUCCAGCAGCGUAAUGGCUGGCACUCAGCCGGCGUCAACGAGGUGGAGGUGGACGGCUCCGGAGACAUCUUCUCCUUCCCCGUGCUGUCAAACGAGGAGAGUCUCAUAUGUGGCAGUAAGCCUCUUCCCAAGCAGCUGUGGGAGGCCAAGAAGGUGAGACCGCCGCUCAUCUCUACUUCCUACAUCAAUGACACGGUCCAGUCUCUGACGUCGAGACCUAAAUCCUGUGAAGUGCCUGGAAUCAAUAUAUUCCCGUCCCCGGAGCAGAACCCCGGUCUGUCCCACUACCAGGGCUCGUUGAACAGCGGCGGUUCUCUGCCCGACCUCAGCAACCUGCACUUCCCCUCCCCCCUCUCCACGCCGCUGGACCCCGAGGACAACGGCGGAGGCUACCCCAACCUCAGCGGAGGCAGCAGCACCGGCAACCUGCCCGCCGCCAUGAUGCACCUGGGCAUCGGCAACUCGCAGGGACUCUCCUCCUCUCUGAGCAACCCCUCCAUUCAGGCGUCGCUCAACAAUUGCCAGCUGCAGUCGUCACUCAGCAACCCCUCCAUCAACUCGUCGCUACGUCUGUCCGGCAAUUCCCCACGGCGACGGCCCGCCCCCAUCAGCCCCCUCACGCUGUCCCCGUGCACCGAGCAGCGCCGCAGCCUGGCCAAGCAGCUGUCCCCCACCAUGUCGCCGUCGCUGUCCCCCAUCACGCAGGGAGUUGCUUUGGAUACCAGCAACAUGCCGAGGGAGCCGCCCCCACCCUACCCCCUCUACCAGCAAUCCCAGCAUGUAGUGGACCAGGGCCGACAACGCCAGCAGCAGCAGCAGCAGCAGCAGCAACAACAACAACAACAACAACAGCAGCAACAGCAGCAACAGCAGCAGCAGCAACAACAACAGCAGCAACAGCAGCAACAGCAGCAACAACAGCAACAGCAGCAGCAACAACAGCAACAACAACAACAACAACAACAGCACCAACAGCAGCAACAGCAGCAACAGCAACAGCCCAUUUCCCCACUGGAUUUCAACACCAGCCAUCACAACAACAUGGCAGCACUUUUCAACGACCCCUUCAUGGAGCUGCAGUUCUCCAAUCGCCAGAGCAAGACCCUCGCCUACCAGUUGGACCAUUUCGGUCUGUUGGAGAACGCGAUGUGCUCCACGGCGGGCGGCUCCUGCUUCGACCCGUCCUCCUCGCUCUACUACUCGCAGGCCGCCCUCUCGGGCCUGGGCGGCAGCCACGGCAGCCUGCAGGACCCCAUGCACAUGAGGUCCAACAUGUUGUACUCCAACUGCAGCGGAGGACUCCCCAACAUCAUACUCACCGACGACUCCAACCCCAGUCUGUCGAAGGACAUCAGCAGCGCCCUCUCCACGGUGCCCGAGUGCUUCGACUCGGAGGGCGGCUUCCCGCUGGAGGACGAGCUGCGCAUCGAGCCGCUCAGCCUGGACGGCCUGAGCAUGCUCAGCAACCCCGACAUGGUGCUGCCCGACCCGUCCGUGGAGGACACGUUCCGCAGCGACAGACUCUGAACGUGGAGGCGUGUCGGAACGAAAACAAACACACACACACACACACACACUCACGCGCACGUGGAUUUGCAGUGUAUAAAUAGUGUAAAAAUCUGAACGUGCAUGCUAACGAGCUCUGAGCAUCCGCAUCCGCCGCCACUAAGAUUCAUCAAAUGUGAAAGACACUGUCGUGCAAACUUUCUGAAAAGAGGAGACUUGUGAACAAACACUUUUCACAACUCACACACACACAUACGCACACACACGCACACACACGCACACACACACGGACACACACACGGGCCGAGCGUCUGCCCCCCUCCAACCAAAAAAGACUCACACACGUGAGAGGCGACGCAGCGACGAGCUGUGAGUUCCUCCCGUUUCAUUUCUCUCUCUUCUCUCAUCAUCACACAGCUCUCCUGAAGCCAUGGCGACCCCGUUGCCAUGGUUACGCAGCAUAGCAACCCCCCAUCGCUGUGCCGACGCGCAAUGUAACUAUUUUUCUCGCAGUUCCCAGUAUAUCAUGGAAUCAGGGGGGGGGGGGGGGGGGAGACAUCUGGCGGAUCGUUUUUUUCCUCAGGUGAGAUCGGAUCCAGCUGUUUCCCCCGCGGCUGCUUCAGACUCUCACGCAAAUCAUGGGACAAAUGAAGACUGAAGGAAUUUGAGCUUCUUUUUUUCUUUUCUUUCUUUUGGAAUUUUCUUUCUUUGGUAUCAGAGUAUUUUUUAAAAUGUUUGCCACAGAUUUAUAAAAAUAAAUAUAUGUAUACAUAUAUGUAUACUCACACAAAUAUAUAUAUAUAUAUAUAUAUAUAUAUACCAGCUUCAAUUCCACUGAUUAGAAUGUGUUUUAAAGUGUAGACAAAAAAAGGGCAAAGUGUUUACAGAGAUGAGAUUUUAAUAAGUAAAUAUUACUGAAGAAUCUAGGUUUGUUUUUUGAAUUUCUAAUUCAGAAACACAACCCUAAAAUGCAUUGAAUGAAUAUUCUAUAUUUUUCGUGGCGAUGUGGAAGAUUUCCUCGGCAGCACUGGGACACGUGUCCAAAAUGUUUUGACACGUUUAAAAAAAAAAAAAAAAAAAAAAAAUCACAGCUAUGUACAUUGCAUAUGUUCUGUUUUUAACAAUUUUUGUACUGACUUGUUAUGGCGCUUUUUGAAAAAUCUUGUUGUGAAUAAGGGUAUGUGCCCCCCCCCCCAUCUCUGUGGCAGCGACUCCGCCCCGCCCCCCUGUGGCCGAGCAGUGAAAGAGCAGACUGUCACCGCGUGGACAUCGGACACAAUGUAACGUUGCACUUAAAACUCUUUUUGCACUAAUUGGUUCACGUUGUGUGGAGACGGAUAUUUGUUUUGUUUUUUUUACCUGACAACCCAAAGAAAUUAAGCCAUUAAUAAAUAACAAAAUGAUGUGAGUAAAUAUGAGCAGUCGUUGCACAUACACACAGUUUCAAAGUUACAGGUGAUUAUGUAACUGACUGGCGCAGGGUAAUCCCAGCGCCCCCUGCUGUCCGUUUGAAUACGUUCAGAGCUAUUUUUCAAUAUUGCUUAUAUGAAAAAAUGAUUUAAAGGAUUUGGAGCAAUCCCCCCUUUUAUCUAUGUAACGUUUUUUCUUUUCUUUGCUCGUGCGACCUGUUGAACAGGUGUGACUUGUACACGAUGCAGUGGAAACGUGGCUCUUCUUCUUCUUCAUGUGCACAAUGUGCCGGGGAUCAAAUUUUUCCAGAAAUCACAAUAUUACAUGUGUCCAGUGUCCACAGUGAUGAGUCACAGGAGGGUUUCAAUUUAUCUGAUCUACGGUCAGAUUAGAAAAAAAAAAAGAAGCAUCUGAGGAGGGGGGGUCGAGGGGGGGUUGAUAGCAUGAGGCUAUUUUUUGUUUAUAUUCAGUAAAAACAUUUGUAUCUGCUCCGUCGUUAACUGGAGUGACGGAGCCACUUUGCAGUUUAAUGUUCCUCUGUUUAUAAUAUAUAUAUACAGUACAUAUAUAUAUAUAUAUAUAUAUAUAUAUAUAUAUAUAUAUAUAUAGUCGCUCCCUCCUCUGUCGCAGUCCAAACGCCUUCUGCUGCCUUAUUACUUUGUUGUAUGUUGACUUUUCAUAUUCCAGCAGCACCGACUCGUCGUCACUUCCCCUGUAGCUCAGAUCUGUUUGGUACUAACGGCCUGUGGUUGUUUUCCAUCUUCGAGUUUCUUUUUCCUUUUUUUUGUUGCAUAUUCAAAAGAAAUGUACAGUUCUGUUAUUUAAAAAGAGUAAUGUUUUUGUCCACUAGUGUUACUACUUUUGUUUUUGUCGUUUUGUUUUGUAUUGGUUUUUUUUUUCCUUCAAGUCAUAAACUUUUCUUAGUUAGUAUCAUAUGUUAUAGUGCUUCUCUUUCUGAUUUAAUAUAAACAAUAAAACUCUAUACUGUG
Scophthalmus maximus (turbot) is the source of this 4743-nucleotide messenger RNA. RefSeq names its product CREB regulated transcription coactivator 3 (gene crtc3). The record is from RefSeq and is a predicted model, not a curated record. Bases 254 to 2365 code for a protein of 703 amino acids. The transcript has 15 exons. Gene Ontology annotation, biological process: protein homotetramerization; positive regulation of transcription by RNA polymerase II. Gene Ontology annotation, cellular component: nucleus; cytoplasm. Lineage: Eukaryota; Metazoa; Chordata; Actinopteri; Pleuronectiformes; Scophthalmidae. Gene Ontology annotation, molecular function: cAMP response element binding protein binding.